CCUACCGGCAAUGCAACGUGUCCAUGCGAUAUUGAUGAAAGAAUAUCGUAAAACUUUUAAAGCACCUUUCGAUGGGCCUCAAACCACCUUGACAACAUUUGACCUUGGCAUUGCCGAUUAGUUGUACACACGAGAGAGCCAUGGCUUCAGUAUUUGGGGAUAUUGAGAUCGCACCGCCAAUCGAAGUGUUUAAUUUAACAGCACAGUACAAUGAAGACAGUCAUCCAAACAAGGUUAAUCUCGGGGUUGGAGCUUACAGGACAGAUGAGGGUAAACCAUGGGUACUCCCGGUGGUCCGCACAGUGGAGGCCCAGAUGGCAACAGAUCCCACACUGAACCACGAGUACCUCCCUAUAGCGGGGAUGCCUGAUUUCAGAUCAGCUGCCCUCAAACUACUCCUGGGAGAAGACUCCCCAGCACUUAGUGAAAACAGGGUAGAAGGUGUCCAGUCUAUUGGGGGCACUGGAGCAAUUAGAAUUUGUGCAGACUUCUGUAAGAAAAUGCUGGGAUAUGAUACAAUGUACACAUCCAGUCCAACAUGGGGUAAUCACAUGGGUAUAUUCAAAAGCUGUGGAUAUUCUAAUGUAAAACAGUACAGAUACUGGGACGCUCAAAAUCGCACCAUUGACUUUAGUGGAAUGAUGGAAGACUUGAAUGCAGCACCAGAGAAGUCAGUAGUGAUAUUCCAUGGCUGUUGUCACAAUCCUACAGGAAUCAACCCCACAGAAGAACAGUGGAAAGAAAUAGCCGAUCUAGUGGAGAAGAAAAAGUUUUUGGUCAUGCUGGAUGAGGCAUAUCAAGGUUUUGCCUCUGGAAACCUGGAGCAGGACGGAUUUGUUGCACGCUACUUUGAUAAAAGGGGAUUUGAAUUUUUUGUCUCACAAUCAUUUUCCAAAAACUUUGGAUUAUACAAUGAAAGAAUAGGAAACUUAGCUAUAAUCUGUGCAAAUAAAGAUGCCAAGCUGCGAGUGAAGUCUCAGAUGGAGAUGGUUGUGAGGACAACCUGGUCAAAUUCACCCAAUCACGGAGCUAGAAUUGUCGCAUCAGUACUCAAUAACCCAGCAUACUAUGCAGAAUGGAAAGAGCACGUGAAAAUGAUGUCGGAUAGAAUCAAGAUGAUGAGAGAGAUGCUCUUCCAGAAACUGAAGUCACUAGGCACGCCCGGAAAAUGGGAUCACAUCAUCGAACAGAAAGGGAUGUUCAGCUUUACAGGAUUAAAUCCUGGACAAGUUGACAUUUUGAUAAAGAAAUACCACAUCUACCUAUUGAAGAAUGGUCGCAUCAAUAUGUGUGCUUUGACAACUGCAAAUAUGGAAUAUGUAGCUAAUGCCAUCCACUCAGCCAUUACUGAAUGCAAGCUUUGAAAAACCUUAGAUCUAGGAUGUCAAACAAUGAAAAGUACUUGAUUAAAUUAGUGGUUGAUCGUUUAAUGUGAUACAUGUACAAAGAAAAUAUUUACAUUAUAUUUCAUUUCAAUACUGAUUAUGUCAUGAUUAUAAUUUAAAAUUAUUGACACAUAAUGACUAUAUGUAUACAUGUAUGUAUUGAUUCAAAUCCUGUGUCAAUCGAUGCAUCUUUUUCAGGACUUUAGAUUUAUAAAUACUGUGCCAAAUUUAAAGACCUCGUCCUUAACUCUGUGUAUAAUAUUUAUUUAAUAUUCUAGGAAAUUUUCUAUGAUAUUCAGAAAUGGUGAUAUAGAUAUGAAAUAGAUAAUGUGGUAUAAGCUUCAUAUAUGCAUGUGCAUUAAUGAUGUUCUGUAUUGGCUUCAGUAUAGUUAUAUUUAUGGAAUGUUUUUAUUUGUUAAAUAUUUGCAGAUUUGAAAGAAAGCAAGAAAAUUUGCAUGAACCAGCUGCAAAAAAAAUGAAUGGCAAACAAAAUAAUACAUGUAGUGCUACAGAUAUACUGUAUAUUAUUUGACUUUCCAUUUCUUUGUUACAUUGUUUUGAGGGUGCUUAUAGAAAAAUGUUAUCAUAUUUAUAAUAUCACUAACAAACAACCUUCCUAUUCUGAUUAUGGACUUACUGAUUUAUUGAGGAAAUAAUCAACUUUCCAAAAUUUUACAUCUGCUAACAGUGGAUUAUUGCUUACAUUAAAUGGUUGCGUCUUGAAACUUCUUGAUUAAUUUAUAUAUAGAAUCUGAUGUUUAUAUUUUACAGCUGAUUAGGGAUAUGAAUGAUUACACAGUCAUUCUUUUGUCCUACCUACAGUUCCAUAUAGUAUGUUAGCCAGUCUUUUAAGUCACUGUAUACUGUUAUCAAUACUUUUAGCAGAGGAAUGCAUGUAUAUAAUUUCUCUGAAAUUAAUUGUCUGGCUUAAUUUGACUACUUUUAUUUUUACUAGAUGUUUAAAGACAAAUUUGGUUGAUGUUGUACAUUUUUGUCAGCUUAUUUGCAUGUGCAGGUUUUGUACCCAUCUAAAAUCAAUAAAUUACUUCCAAAUAAAAUAGUGAUACUGUUAAGAAA
Molecule: messenger RNA, 2462 nt
Organism: Saccostrea echinata
Lineage: Eukaryota; Metazoa; Mollusca; Bivalvia; Ostreida; Ostreidae
Product: aspartate aminotransferase, cytoplasmic-like
Exons: 9
Coding region: 141-1364 (407 amino acids)
Biological process (GO): L-aspartate biosynthetic process
Cellular component (GO): cytosol
Molecular function (GO): L-aspartate:2-oxoglutarate transaminase activity; pyridoxal phosphate binding
Source: RefSeq, a predicted model, not a curated record